This is a messenger RNA of Annulohypoxylon maeteangense, 972 nucleotides long. RefSeq names its product NADP-dependent oxidoreductase domain-containing protein. The transcript has 4 exons. The coding region runs from base 1 to 972 and encodes 323 amino acids. Lineage: Eukaryota; Fungi; Ascomycota; Sordariomycetes; Xylariales; Hypoxylaceae. The record is from RefSeq and is a predicted model, not a curated record.
AUGUCUUCUAAGACACCCCCGAAGAUUAUUCUCGGCACUCAUACUAUCGGCGAUAGUACAAAAGCCUCGGUCACAACCUUCGAUAGUGAAGAAGACGUCCAAGCCCUUCUUGAUGCGUUUUACAAUCAAGGUUAUACCCAUCUCGACACCGCUCAUGAUUACUCUUUGAAUGCGCCGGGAACCAGCGAAGAACGACUCGGUCGAGCUGUGGCAGCCUCUCGGUUUACCAUUGACACUAAGGUCCAUAGUGGCCAUCCAGGGGACCACCUACCCUCGAAUAUCGAGCUGAGCGUUUCGAAGUCGCUGAAAGCUCUCAACACUUCCGCCGUGGAGACCAUGUUUUUACACGUUCCUGAUCGCCAUACACCCUUUGAGGACACCGCGAGGGCGAUGAACGAUGCUCACCAACAAGGAAAAUUCAAGAAUUUUGGCCUGUCUAAUUACGCUGCUGCUGAAGUGAAGAGAUUCAUCGAGAUAUGCGAAGAAAAGGGGUACAACAAACCCAGCAUAUAUCAGGGACAUUACAACGCGCUCGUCAGGGGCGGCGAGAAAGAGCUGUUCCCACUCUUACGCGAACACAGAAUGGCAUUUUAUGCUUACAGCCCUGCGGCGGGCGGCUUCUUCUCGGGCCAUGCUGGGAACUCCAGUCGGUGGAAAGGCGACAAUGACAUCGCGAAACUGUACAGCUCGUCGUAUAGCAAGGCUCCUGUCCAAGCUUCGUUGGCCACCAUUCAAAAUCUGGCUGAUAAAUAUGGCAUCAACGGCCACGAAGUUGCGUUGAGAUGGACGGUGUUCCACAGCAUGUUGGAUGGGAAGCAGGGCGAUGGUGUGAUAUUUGGAGUUUCCAAGAUUGAGCAAUUGCACAAGACUCUGGCUGCAAUCGAGUCCGGUCCCCUUCCUGUUGAGAUCGCUGAUGCCGUUACCGCCAUCUACGCUGCAGUGGAGGGCUCCGAACCCCCUUAUCAUCUUUAG